Recurvomyces mirabilis is the source of this 504-nucleotide messenger RNA. RefSeq lists its product as uncharacterized. NCBI's taxonomy places the organism in Eukaryota, Fungi, Ascomycota, Dothideomycetes, Mycosphaerellales, Teratosphaeriaceae. Bases 1 to 504 code for a protein of 167 amino acids. Gene Ontology annotation, cellular component: ribonuclease H2 complex. Gene Ontology annotation, biological process: RNA catabolic process. The record is from RefSeq and is a predicted model, not a curated record. The transcript has 2 exons.
AUGUCUCCAAGCAACACCACCACGGCAAUGUACACCAUAGCCCAGACAAACCCUCGCAGCCUCACCCCCAACAUCCUCCCCUGCCAAAUCCACCACAAUGGACCCGUAGGAAUCACAAAACGCUACUGGAACCCCCAACCGGCCUCCGACAAGACGAAUAAAAGCAGAACAGCCUACUUCCGAGGACGGAAACUACAGUCUCGAACACUCCAGCUACCGGAAGGCUACCAGGGAGUGCUAUUGCGCAAGACAGACCAGCUUGCGCCCAGAGAAGCUGGUAAUAAGCUACCGCAAGUGCCUAUAGAGCAGGAAGAAGAAGAUGAUGAUGAUGACGAUGAGCUCGAUGACGACUCGGAGGAUGUGAAGGUCAUGGAGCAGAUGGGGAAGUUCCAUGAGGUCGUAGUAUGGGGACACGAGGCUGUGCCGGAGGACGGAGACGAGUAUGUGAAAGGGAUCGAGGAGUGGAUGGCUUUUGCUCAUGCCAUGCAUGACAACGAGACUUGA